This is a messenger RNA of Drosophila obscura, 575 nucleotides long. RefSeq lists its product as uncharacterized. Lineage: Eukaryota; Metazoa; Arthropoda; Insecta; Diptera; Drosophilidae. Bases 124 to 519 code for a protein of 131 amino acids. The record is from RefSeq and is a predicted model, not a curated record. The transcript is spliced from 4 exons.
UUCGGGGCUCUGUUCUCUGUUCUGUUCAGAUCUUUUCGGCAUUACUACAUGCUAGUGUAAAGGGUUCUCUGCUCCACCGAAAGUUGUCUUGCGGCUCUGUGACGGUGUGGACGAAUAAUAAAAAUGAAUCUUCUGCCGUUCCUGUUGCUUUUGGUUCUGGCCUCUGCCAGCGUCUCGCCCUUUCCCAUGUUGUACAAGCGCAAUCCCGACGAGAAGUACGAGGCAGAUCUAGUGCCCGUCUCCUCCACCGUCAUCCCGCUGACAGUGCUCGAGGUGAGCUACGGAGCUGGCGGCAAGCCCAGCGAGGCCUACAAGGCGGCCUAUCUGCGCAAAUUGCGCAAGCAGGUGCUCCAGCGGUCCGACAAAGGGGAGAAGGAGCUGGACGAGGAAGUUCCCACUGUCCUGGGCUUGGCCGCAGACCCACUAGCCCCCGAUUUAGCCGGACCCGCUCCAGCCCUGAUCACAGUGAAGUCGCAGCAGCUGGAGGCGGCGAGCAGGGCCAAAGUCAAGGCCGUCUGAGCAGCUACCAAUGGAGGUGGACCGGCCCGGACUGGAACAGAUAGCUGCGGUCUGCA